AUGGCUCAAGUGUCUGACCUCCCAGAAGAGUUGAUAGAGAUCAUCUUGUCGCACCCAACAGAUGUUGUUAAUCUUUACAACUACCGAGACGUCUGUCGUUCAUGGCGGUCCAUUGUCGACAAGCUUUUAACCUCCUCACCUCCACAUCUACUUCUCUUUGAAAUGGAAAACAACAUACGUUUGUUGAAUAUUUUCACCGGCGACUCAAGCGUGUGUAAAGUUCCCGACUUCAAGACCCGUGACGGUCAGCCCUUGAGGUUUCCCAGAAGCGUCUUCUCCCGGCAUGGUUGGCUGGCAAUAAAUUUCACCACAUGCAAUAAUCAAUGCUACACUCAUCAUUUCUUUCUCUAUAACCCAUUUUCAAGAUCUCGGAUUCGGCUCCCGACUUUCACUUUUGAUCACCAUUUUCAGAAUAAUCACGAUUUUCCGAAUAUCUGGCAACCGAAAAUCAAGUUCGUUUUGUCAUCUAAACCGACAAAUCGUCCUCAAAUUUCAGUUGCUUUAGCUACUGGUAAAAAAAUCAUAUUUUGGAAAUCAGGAGAUGAAGAGUGGACCCCCGUUGAUAAUCCUUUCGAGGAGAAUAUGCCAGUUUUUGAUAUGAUAAGCUACAAAGGUGGAUUAUGUGCAAUUGACUACGCAGGGAACGUUGCACAAUUUGAGUUCAAUCCUCUUCCUCGUGCCACAAUAAUUCCAAGUACUGUUGCUAUUGAGAUGCAAUUUUUUGCCAUCUGUGUUGUGGAAUCGCUGUCUGGGGAUCUGUUGAUGGUUUGUAGAUCUCAGCAGGGGUUCUUCAGUGUUUUCAAAUUGGAUUGGGAGACGAUGGUGUGGGGUGAGAUCACAAGCUUGGGUUAUGAUGAUGAAGCAAUUUUCAUGGCUGGUAGGGAAUCUGUGUGCGUAAGAGCUGGUGAAUCUACCGUAUACAAAAAUAAUUGCAUCUACUUCAGAUCAGCUGGAGAAUUUCCAUCGACUUUGCCCAUACGGUCGAGAGAGGACUUCGGGGUAUACAACAUGGCAAAUAAAAUCAUCCAUCGAUUCUCUCACCCUUUGCUGUCUCGCACUAGUACUCUAGGCUGCUACCAGUGGUUGACAACGCAUUUAUGA
Molecule: messenger RNA, 1101 nt
Organism: Corylus avellana
Lineage: Eukaryota; Viridiplantae; Streptophyta; Magnoliopsida; Fagales; Betulaceae
Source: RefSeq, a predicted model, not a curated record